AUGGUGAAUCCGAUGCAGGGCGGCGCGCACCGCGGCGCACCACACCGGCCGCGUGGGGUGCUGUACCUCCUUGCGGACGAUCUGAGGCCCGAGUUCGGCUUCACGACGCGAGGCAAAAUGCUGACGCCAAACAUUGACGGUCUCGUGGCGCAGGCUGCCGUCUUCAGCCGCGCCUACUGCCAGGUCGCGCUGUGCAUCCCGAGCCGCGCUAGCUUCCUCACGGGCCGUCGUCCACGCGCACACUGGGGCGAGGCGAGCGCUAAGGACGUGCUCCGCUCGCAACCCACGAUCGUCAGCACGCUGCGCGAUGCGGGUUACAAUACAGCAGGAAUUGGAAAGAUCAGCCACUUUGGCGAGAGCGGGCUGGGCUACACGCUGCCGUUUCCGACACACUCAGCGCCACUCCUGGAGCGCACGUGCUUCACUCGCAGCGACGCCAAGAAUGUGCGGAGAUUGCGAUAUGCCAUCUCCGCAAAGAUCGACUAUUAUUCGACGAUGGCGACGUGCGAUCUGCCGUGGGGCGGCUUUCCCGAUCAGCGCGUCGUCAACGGCGCGACACUGUACCUAAAGAAGCUUGCCGCGUGCAGGGGCGCGCACAGCUUGCCGCAGACUCAACGCGAGCUAUGUCGCGGUUGGGGGAUCCAGGUGGGCGCGCCCUUCUUGGUGAUGGUUGGCUUCAUGCGCCCGCACAAUCCGAUCCACUAUCCGCCGGCCUUCCUCGACAUGCAGCCCAAAGCGUCAACGAGGCCUGAGGAGCGUGUCGCGGGUGCGCCGUUCGAAUACCACAUUGCGCGGCCGCCGACGUCCCUAGGCGGCCCCGUCAAGGAGCAAGACACACUCGAUGAGAUGCGGAGGCACUAUCGUGGGGCGGUCAGCUAUGUCGACCAUCUCAUCGGUGUGCUGCUGUCGAAUCUGCGAAAGCAACACCUGUGGAACGACACGAUCGUCGUCCUGCACAGCGACCACAGCUUCUCGCUCGGCGAGAAUGCAGCCUGGCAGAAGCUCACCGCCUUUGAGCACGCGUUGCGGGUGCCACUGAUCAUGCGCGUGCCCUGGAUGCCUAAGGCCCGUGGACGCCGCGUGGAUGAUGUCGUCGAGCUGAUCGACGUGAUGCCGACACUGCUCGACGCGCUUGGCGUACAGCCCUCUGCGCGCUCACCGUCGGCCUCGCCCGCGCCAACGCUCGACGGGAAGACGCUGCUGCCGCUGAUGCGGGGCCAGGCGCGGGCGUGCCGCGAGCCGCUUCGCGCCUACUCCCAAGCCUUCCAUUCCGGCCGGAUGGCGUACAGCGUGCGAACGGAGCACUAUCGGUACACGCGCUGGGUGGAGUGGGCGCCGGCAGAGGACUGGUGGAGGGCUGCCUCCAAGCCAGCACUGAGCUGUGAGCUGUUCAACCAUACGACAGACCGCUCCGACACAGUGAGCGGCGCCUUCGAGGCGCAUAAUCUCGCCUCGGGGGGCUCGGCGAGUCGAUCGGAGGAGGUGGAGCGCGUCGCCGCGUUCCUCGAUGCGCAGCUGCAAGGGCUCUCGCGACCGUAUGCCGACGCAUGUGACUAA
Messenger RNA from Emiliania huxleyi CCMP1516, 1557 nucleotides. RefSeq lists its product as hypothetical. Bases 1 to 1557 code for a protein of 518 amino acids. Gene Ontology annotation, molecular function: sulfuric ester hydrolase activity. The transcript is spliced from 2 exons. Lineage: Eukaryota; Haptophyta; Isochrysidales; Noelaerhabdaceae. The record is from RefSeq and is a predicted model, not a curated record.